Molecule: messenger RNA, 2432 nt
Organism: Myxozyma melibiosi
Lineage: Eukaryota; Fungi; Ascomycota; Lipomycetes; Lipomycetales; Lipomycetaceae
Product: putative acetyltransferase catalytic subunit
Exons: 2
Coding region: 263-2314 (683 amino acids)
Biological process (GO): N-terminal peptidyl-methionine acetylation
Cellular component (GO): NatA complex; cytoplasm
Molecular function (GO): protein binding
Source: RefSeq, a predicted model, not a curated record
CCAUCAACGACGACGAACUCGUCAAUUCUUGGAUUAAUCCAUCAUCAAGUUCAACUCGGGAUUGGAGUCGCUUUGGUAUUUGUUUACUUUGCAUCCGUCGUCUGUCGUCUUUCUUUCCUUGUCCUGAAUCCGAUUGCGGGGUGAUCUCUUUUCUGCUUAUUCUUGCUUCGUCUUGGAAUCAACGAGAACGAAGAAGAUCAACUUUUGAUUUAUCUUACUUGGAUCAGCAAAUCAACCUCAAUUAAAAACAGCAUCAGCGAUAAUGUCGGCAAGACAGGUCCCCAAGCAGCGCUACCUGGCGCCCAAAGAGGCCGCCAGUUUCAGGCAAGUGCUCAAGCUGUACGAGACGCAUCAGUACAAGAAGGCGCUCAAAGUCGCCGACACGAUCUUGAAGAAAUAUCCCGAGCACGGCGAGACGCUGGCGAUGAAGGGCUUGAUUAUGACGUUUACCGAUCAGCGCGCCGAGGGUCACGAGCUCAUCAAGCUCGGUCUGCGGAACGACAUUUCGAGUUUUAUAUGUUGGCACGUUUACGGAUUGUUCAAUCGGACGGAGAAGAACUACGAGGAAGCGGCAAAGUGCUAUCAGCAUGCGCUGAAGUAUGAUCCUGAGAAUGGAAACAUCCUGAGAGAUCUUGCCUUGUUGCAGGUCCAGAUGCGCAAUUUGGAUGGAUUCAUUUCCUCGCGCAAGCAGAUCCUUUCUCAGCGUCCAGAGAUCCGGCAAAACUGGACCGCUCUCGCCAUCGGCUACGCUUUGGUGAAGGACUACGCGCUUGCGGAGAGCAUUCUGCAAAAAUACGAAGACGCAAUGAUCGAAGCCGCCAAGCCAGACGACAUCGAGCACUCCGAGCUUCUCCUGUUCAAAAACUGGAUCAUCCACCAGAGCGGAGACGUCAAGCGUGCGCUCGAGGAUCUGGAGAAAAUCGCAGACGUGGUGCUGGACAAGCUCUGCGUGCUCGAGUACCGAGCUUUGUACCUUCUCGAACUCGGACGGAGCGAGGAGGCUGCUAGGGCCUACCGAAAGCUGAUCAACCGCAACCCAGACUGCAAGGCGUAUUUCGAGGGUCUGGAAAAAGCGCUCAAGGUCACCGACGACGUCCCUAAGCGCAAGGCGUUGUACGCGGCCCUUGCGAAGCAGUACAAGCGGAGCAAUGUCGCAAAGUGGAACCCGCUCGUUUUCCUCACCGGCCAAGAGUUCAAGGAGGCGGUCAGCGAAUACUUGUCUGGAUUCCUAGCGCGCGGGGUUCCCUCGGCGUUUGUGAAUUUGAAGCCCCUGUAUACGGAUGAUAGUAAGGUGCAGGCGAUUGAAGAGUUUGCUCUCAAGUAUUUGAGCACCUUAACCGGCGUUGCCUCUAACGGGUCAUCAUCGACCAGCAAUGGCGCGAAGGAUACGGCUGAGGCUACUCCUACAACCUACCUGUGGACUGUCUUCUACCUCGCUCAGCACUACUCGAAGAUCGGUAAGCAAGACGUGGCAAUGGAAUACGUUGAGAAGGCGAUUGCGCACACGCCGACUCUUGUGGAGGCGUAUAUGGUCAAGGCCAAGAUCCUGAAGCGAAGCGGUGAUCUGCAGGCGGCCGCCGACACCAUGAACCAGGCGCGCGAGAUUGACUUGCAGGAUCGGUUUGUGAACUCAAAGGCUGGAAAGUACUACAUGCGCGCCAACAAGAAUGACGAGGCCGUCAGCACAAUCAGCUUGUUCACAAAGAACGACGGAGCAGGCAAGGGUGUCGGCGAUCUACAUGAGAUGCAGUGCAUAUGGUUCGUGACUGAGCAGGGCGAGAUGUUUGCUCGCCAAGAUAAGAUCGGAAUGGCGCUCAAGCGCUUCCACUCGGUGAAGAAGAUUGUGGACGACUGGUGGACCGACCAGUUUGAUUUCCAUCAGUACGCUACUCGACAGGGAACAGCUCGUACCUAUAUCGAUCUGAUCAGGUGGGAAGACUCGCUCUACAGCCAGCCGUUCUACACCCGCGCCGCCGAGGACGCGAUCAAGACCUACCUCUCGCUACACGACACGCCCAAGUCUGCGCGCGUGGCCGCCGAACUUGCGGGCCUGAGUGAAGAGGAGCGGAAGCGCGUGAUGAAGAAGCUCAAGCGCGACCGGGCAAAAGAAAACAAAAAGCUCGAGGCCGAGAAGUUGUCUGAGAAGGACGACGAUCCGCUGGGCAAGAACCUCGAGAACACGACGAAGCCGUUGGAGGACGCGAUGGUCUUUUACAAGCCUAUAAAAGAUUUGGAGGCGUGGAAGUGGCUUGGAGAAGAGAUUGAAAAGAGGAAGAAUGCUCCUGUCGAGGCGAAGACUGAAGCUACGGCUUGAGAGGGUGUAAAAUGUAUGUAGAGCCUCUUUUUUGUGUCGAAAGCUGUUUGUUACUUGAUAUGACUAGCUUCCCGGCUGUAUAUUUCCCAUAAUACUAUCACAACAAACAAAAUACUAU